UGGGCAACAAGACAGCUUCAGAGGCCAUCUUUCUCAAGGCCUCUUAGGAGGCUGAGGUUGAGAAAGAGCCCCGUUGGAGGUAUCUGAGCUCCAGCUGUAGACAGGCCACCAUCCUGUGCGGCCCUGGGCCAGCCGCAGCACCUUGCCUCUUCUGUUGGAAAACAAGUGUAGAACCUGCCACGCCUACCCCGAAGGAAUGGAUGGGAGCAUCUAAUGAGCUAAGAGAGUAAAACAGGGAGACCUCACUACCACAUUCAUCUUCAAUAUAUGGGAUUCAGUUCAGGGGUUGGUUUCUUCUGUUAAGACUUAUUUAUUUAUCUAUCUAUCUAUCUAUUUAUUUAUUUAGUUGCAGCACGCAGGAUCUUCAUUGCAGCACGCGGGAUCUUUAUCUUUAGUUGCAGCAUGUGGGAUCUUUUUCUUUAGUUGCAGCAUGUGGGAUCUUUUAGUUGCGGCAUGCGAAUUAGCAUGCAAAGUCUUAGUUGAGGCAUGUGGGAUCUAGUUCCCCGACCAGGGAUCAAACCGGGCCCCCUGCAUUGGGAGUGCAGAGUCUUAGCCACUGGACCACCAGGGAAGUCCCUGUUAAGACAUUUAAAAAAAAGAAAAAAACUAUAAAAGCUUUCUAAAAUGAAACUUUCUAAAAGAAUAACAGCUGUAUGUAACAUGAUUGAGAAUGACAAAAUUACCCAUCAUCUUAUCAUCCCAAAAUUACAGCUAUUAUAAUAUAUAAUUAUAAUUAAUUAUAUUAUAAUAAAUAUAAUAAUAUAAUAUAUAAUUCCAUUAUUUGGCUAUUAUAUACAAUGCUGAAAUGAAUAGCUUUUUGCACAGAACUUCUCCCUCCUCUCCGAGCAUUUCCUCAGGAGCUUUCCCAGAUGUGGGAUGACUGAAUCACAUGGCACGGAUCCUCUUGUGGUUGCUGCCAGUAUCUUUCCCAAGGGGUUGUAACAACUGAAACCGCCCCAGCUGUGCCUGUGAGCAUUGAUUUCACCACACACUGAACAGGGCUGAGUAGCCUCUUAAAAAAAAAAAAAGUUUUGAUACGUUAAGGGGCAAAUAAUAGUUCAUUGUUUUCAUUUGUUACUGGGUUACUAGGAACUUUUAACAUAAAAUUUUUUUCUUGCCUUUUAAAUUAUUUUUUUAAUUGUAAAGGAAUGUACUCUUUAGCUUAAAAAAAAAAAAAGUUUGUAUGGAGUAAAAAGCCCAGGUUUCCCCUCACUCCUCAUUUUCCGCUCCAGUAUCACUCCCUUCUCUAGAGAUAGUGGGUAGUAUGUGCCUUCGGGAUCUUUUUAUUUAUUUAUUUAUUUUUAAAUUUUUUUUUUUUUCGGUACCCGGGCCUCUCACUGUUGUGGCCUCUCCCGUUGCGGAGCACAGGCUCCGGACGCGCAGGCUCAGCGGCCAUGGCUCACGGGCCCAGCCACUCCACGGCAUGUGGGAUCUUCCCGGACCGGGGCACGAAGCCGUGUCCCCUGCAUCGUCAGGCGGACUCUCAACCACGCCACCAGGGAAGCCCCAGGAUCUUUUAAAAUGAACUGCAUUCCUUCAGCAAGUAUUUGUUGAGACCUCUGAAGUGCCAGGCCCUCUGCUGGGUACCAGGGAUAAAAAGGGGAAUUCGACAGACAUGGUCCCUGGUGACAUGGAACUUACACCUAGUGAAAGAGACGAGCAAAACACAAGAAAGCAAAGGAAUAAAAAAUUUGAAAACCACAAUCUGUGUCUUUCCAGGCAGCUACUAUUAUUCCCACAUUCCUGAUGGAGAAACUAAAACUUAGGAGGCUAUCGACUUGCUCAACCUGAAAUAGGCCGUGACAAGUCUGGAACCCAAGCCGACUGGACUCUGAAUCCCUCCCUCUCUUCACUGGGCCACCGUCCUGUUCUUUGGGCAUGACAGCACCUCAAAGGACCUCAGCCUGAGCGCAUUCUCCAUGAACAAAGCCUCCACGGCCCCCCAGCAGAAGGGCAACUUCUCCCAAAUCAUGCUCCGGGUGCUCUGCACGGGGGCCUGUGUGCCUCUGGUGAAUGCCUGCAUGGCAGGGAUCCUCUACAUGCCCCGGGGGGCUGAGGUCGACUGUGUGUCCCUCCUGAACACGACCCUCAGCAGCAGCAGUUUUGAGGUGUACCAGUGCUGCCGCCAGGCCUUCCAGAGGUGAGAACCUGGGCCGUGGGGCAGAGGGACCCUGACAGUGAUGGGGUGCAGGAGGCCUAAUUUCCCAGCGGAGGCCUUUGGCACCAGGGCAAGGGAUAGAAGUGUCAUGGCUGUGGCUGAUGUGACCAAGGGAGGAGGAAGUGGGUCUUGGGGACCAAACUUAGAGAUGAAGUUUGGACCACAGACAUGGAGCAACUUCUCCAAAGUUGCACAGCCUUUAGUGGCCAGCAGAGCCAGGCC
Physeter macrocephalus (sperm whale) is the source of this 2380-nucleotide messenger RNA. Its product is annotated as sodium/nucleoside cotransporter 1-like. Bases 1920 to 2144 code for a protein of 74 amino acids. NCBI's taxonomy places the organism in Eukaryota, Metazoa, Chordata, Mammalia, Artiodactyla, Physeteridae. The transcript has 4 exons. The record is from RefSeq and is a predicted model, not a curated record.